AUGUCUACAAGAGCCAGCUGUGAGUGGAGAGAUCAUCUAGGCAACUUGGUCGUCCUUAACCUUACCACCCCGCUCGGCUUUGCAGAUCCCCUUCACUUUGUCAUCGGUUUCAGAUGGUCGAGAAGAAUACGCGGUCUCGAUGAUCACGGUCGCGGCUCCCAUCCCCCUUACAUCGUAUCUACUAUCAGCAUGCCUCUCCCAACUCUUCGAAUAUUCAGCCGGCAGGCAUACCUUCCAGAUGCACUCUCCCGUCAUCAGCUUCUCAGCAGUGUUCUACGUCCAAAAAGACCUUCCAAUCAUUAG
Molecule: messenger RNA, 303 nt
Organism: Mytilinidion resinicola
Lineage: Eukaryota; Fungi; Ascomycota; Dothideomycetes; Mytilinidiales; Mytilinidiaceae
Exons: 2
Coding region: 1-303 (100 amino acids)
Source: RefSeq, a predicted model, not a curated record